Messenger RNA from Papaver somniferum (opium poppy), 1602 nucleotides. RefSeq names its product lysM domain-containing GPI-anchored protein 1-like. Lineage: Eukaryota; Viridiplantae; Streptophyta; Magnoliopsida; Ranunculales; Papaveraceae. The coding region runs from base 101 to 1342 and encodes 413 amino acids. The record is from RefSeq and is a predicted model, not a curated record. The transcript has 5 exons.
UUACCUUUCUCUACUUUCAAACCUGCUUCACCCUUUCACUCUCACUCCUUCACUCACCAGAAGCAAGAAAAAAAAAUCCCCAAAACCCCAAAACCCUAAAAUGUCAAAACAUACUCACACUCAUCAGUUCUUGUUCUACUUGUUGAUGUUCAUCUUGGGUGUUUCUAUUGUUAGCUCAAAAUCAACAAUAGAACCAUGUUCAAACUCCGAUUCUUGUAAUGCACUAGUAGGUUACACACUAUACACAGAUCUUAAAGUAUCACAAGUAGCUUCACUAUUCCAGGUAGAUCCAAUCUCUCUACUCACAGCAAAUGCAAUAGACAUUUCAUACCCAGAUGUUGAAAACCAUAUUCUACCAGCUAAACUCUUUCUGAAAAUACCCAUUACCUGUUCUUGUGUGGAUGGUAUUCGUAAAUCGGUGUCAACUCGGUAUAAAACUCGGCCUGCUGAUACACUGUCUUUGAUAGCUGAUAGUGUUUACGCUGGGUUGGUUUCUGCUGAUCAGAUAAGAGAAGCUAAUUCUGUUUCUGAUCCUUCUGUUCUUGAUGUGGGUCAGAUUCUUACCGUGCCUUUGCCAUGUACUUGUUUCAACUCAAGUGAUAAUAAUCUACCCGCAGUCUAUCUUUCUUAUGUUGUAAGACCUAUGGAUACUUUAGCGGAGAUUGCAGCUGGGUAUUCCACUACUCUUACUGAUCUUAUGAAUGUUAAUGCUAUGGGUGUUCCAUCUGUUGGAGCUGGUGACAUAAUUGCAGUUCCUAUUCCUGCUUGUGCGUCAAACUUCCCAAAAACUUCUGCGGAUUUUGGUUUAACUGUGCCAAAUGGGAGCUACGCCAUUACUGCAGGUCAUUGUGUUCAGUGCAGUUGUGGACCUGGAAAUCUAAAAUUAUACUGCCAACCUGCUUCAUUGGCAGUUUCGUGUUCAAGCAUGCAAUGCAAAAGCAGUAACCUCAUGGUUGGAAAUAUUACGACGCAACCAAGUGGUGGUGGUUGUAAUGUUAAUGCCUGUACAUACGGCGGUAUUGUCAAUGGUAGCAUUGUCGCCAGUUUGUCCACAACUCUUCAACCUCGAUGCCCAGCGCCACAUCAAUUUCCCCCACUUAUAGCUCCAACUGCAUUAACGGUUAGGGACCCAUUAUUUGCUCCAGCCCCUGCACCUUCUCUAGAAGGUGUGAUAUCAACAAAUCCUGGGACUGUGAUUCCAGGAACUGGUUUGCAUCCUGGUGGAAUGUCUCCAGCAAAUGGACCUACUGGAAGUACCUCUGAUGCACCAUCCGCGAUCCCCCUAUCCAGAUAUCAAAUCGGAAUUCUGCUCUUAUGUGUUGUCAUAAGUUGGUGGGUUUGACGAACUUACUAAUUAUCAUGGUGACAUUGUGAUUAAAUUGUGGGGUUUUGUUUCGCCUGCUGUCACUCAUUUGUAGUGCACCCACUAAUUUAUUGUAGUAUUUUAACUUUCAUUACUCUUUUUUUUGUGCCGUCAAAUUUGGGCAUCCGCCCUGCUUGUAUUUAGUCUUCAUGACAAGUCGCCGCGGUUUUCAAUUCCAGCUCCCUGAUUGCUCGUUUUCUCAAGUUUUCUACUUAUUUUAAUCUACUGUUCAGCCGUAA